Messenger RNA from Paramacrobiotus metropolitanus, 1842 nucleotides. RefSeq names its product diamine acetyltransferase 1-like. The transcript has 2 exons. Lineage: Eukaryota; Metazoa; Tardigrada; Eutardigrada; Parachela; Macrobiotidae. The record is from RefSeq and is a predicted model, not a curated record. The coding region runs from base 156 to 1340 and encodes 394 amino acids. Gene Ontology annotation, molecular function: N-acetyltransferase activity.
UAUUUAUGACUAAUAAAUAACUCAGGGGGUUCCUCGCGCUGUUGCCAUUAAAGUGGUUACUCCCCUGUAACGAAAAGUUUCGUACCGUCACUCAUCCUUGAAAAUUUCGUAUGGCCACUGGCCGGCGCCCCAUUUAUUAACAAUACUGUAACAUCAUGGGAAAGAGGAAGUGUAUAAGUCCAGAAGUUGCCAAGCUUGUACAUCGGCUCCAAUCUCAGAAGGAAAGCUACACUACCAUCGGAGCUAUGUUUGGUCAUAGCAAGCGUUGGGUUUGUUACAUCAUGAAAAAUUUCGACCCCGAAUCAGGAGAACCUGCCAAUCCUCGACAAAUGGGCUGCAAGCGGAAAACGACACCGGAACAGGAUCAACAGAUUCUGGAAUUAUUCGAGAACAACAAGAACCUCACGAAGAAUGCAGCCAAAAUCGAACUGGAGAAAACCAUUGGUAAGAUUGGGUUCUCAACAAUUGCUCGUCGCUUAAGAGAAGCCCGGAAGUCACGACUGAAAGGAUCGGUUGGAACACAGAGUAACGCACCGAUUCCCGAGCCGACGCUUCCGCAGACCUCUUCCCAGGAAGGCAUAGGUGUUCCCCUGUUUCCGCAGUUCACAAUCCCAUAUCCCAGUACCCUAACCUCUUUGUUUAGCACUUUCGCCUCCCCGUUAGGUUUAGUACUGCCUGUAAGCAUUUCUCUGUCCAGUACAAAUACGGCAGAUUCAGAUGGAACAAAUGCUACAACAUGGAUGACGUCGGUGACUGCAAAGCCGGAUGAGGCGUGUCCCAUUAUCGUCAACGUGCGACCCGCCAUACCCGAAGACUGCGAUGGAAUUUGUGCUCGCAUUUACGAACUCGCCCGUAGUCUGGGAUUUCCGCGUGGACCAUCCAUUACUCCAGAGCGUCUCCGGCUGGACGCUUUCCCUGCCAGCCGGCGCGAUGCACCCGUUGUUUUCGCGCAUGUCGCGCAGGAAAUGAAGAGCAGCAAAAUUGUGGCAUAUGCACUGUAUCACUUUUUGUAUUCUUCUUGGGAGGGAAAGAGUAUGUUGUUGGAGGAUAUCUACGUCGAGCCGGGCUAUCGCCAGUCAGAUAUUGGAAAACGGCUGUUCGCUAAUGUCUGCAAGUGCACGCUGGAGAAGGGCUGUGAUGAGCUGAAGCUGAACGUAUUUCGUGAUAAAAGUGGUGGAAAAGUUUUUCAGGAAAGUGUCAAUGUGAGUGAUAAAAAAGAAGGAAACGAGAAGGAUGAGAAUGAAGGUUUGGUUCAUGGGAAGCUGGGCAAAAAGGUUCUGGAAAUGCUGGCACGCAGCGCUGAUGCAAAUGAGAUCGAGACAAAAGAAGGGCAACUUUAAUGUUGACACCCACAAAAGUAUCGCUUUCGUUGACAAUAAUUAUAACGUGAGCUUCGAUUUUAAACAUUCGGAAACAUUGUAUGUUUAUAGUGGAAGCCUGAAAUUAUUGAGCCUAGUGUGCAAAUAUAAUUUGUAAAAGUUAUAUUAAUGGGUGUUCUAAUUGUAUGCUUUGCAUGUACUGUACUCGUAAUAACGGCCAUUUAUUGCAUAGUGUACUUACUUACAAUAUGGAUAUUUGUUUACACCACUCUGGGCAUUUCUGUUUAUGCGGCGUACGUUCAAAUUGGAGAUAUUUUAAUAUUUGCCGCAUAUGUGCAGUACCUAGACUUUGUGCCCAAUUGUUGCAAAUUGCGAAUGCUUCAGUUACAAUAAAUUGAACGCUUAUUGACGCACAAAUAUUGCAAAGGCCUGACCGAAGAAUUUGGUAAUAUCGGGCUCUAAACAGUGUGUAUUCUGUACUGCGAUAAGACGAAGAUAACCAGAUGGCUCUAUUGUUGGAAGU